Messenger RNA from Penicillium digitatum Pd1, 822 nucleotides. RefSeq names its product imidazoleglycerol-phosphate synthase. Gene Ontology annotation, biological process: L-histidine biosynthetic process. The record is from RefSeq and is a predicted model, not a curated record. Gene Ontology annotation, molecular function: oxo-acid-lyase activity; imidazoleglycerol-phosphate synthase activity. Lineage: Eukaryota; Fungi; Ascomycota; Eurotiomycetes; Eurotiales; Aspergillaceae.
AUGGCUAAGAAGUAUUACGAGCAAGGAGCAGAUGAAGUGACCUUUUUGAACAUCACCUCCUUCCGAAACUGCCCCAUUGCUGACACGCCCAUGCUUGAAAUCCUGCGACGAACAUCGGAGACGGUCUUCGUGCCUUUGACCAUUGGUGGAGGAAUCAAAGACACCGUCGACACUGAUGGCACCAGGGUCCCUGCUCUGGAUGUGGCAACGAUGUAUUUCAAAUCUGGAGCCGAUAAAGUCAGCGUAGGCUCCGAUUCUGUCUUUGCCGCCGAGGACUAUUAUCACGCUGGUAAGAAGUUGAGUGGCCAAACCGCAAUCGAGACGAUAUCAAAGGCCUAUGGAAAGCAGGCUGUUGUGGUGAGCGUCGACCCCAAGCGGGUAUAUGUUAAUAAGCCAGAGGAUACCCACCACCACACAAUUAAGACACAGUUCCCCAACUCAAAUGGGCAAACCUUCUGCUGGUACCAGUGCACUGUCAAAGGUGGCAGAGAGACUCGCGAUAUCGAUGUGCGGCAACUUGUGCAGGCCGUUGAGGCAAUGGGUGCUGGUGAAAUUCUUCUGAAUUGCAUCGAUAAAGAUGGAAGCAACAGUGGAUUUGAUCUGGAAUUAAUCAAAGAUGUCAAAGCUUCGAUUAAAAUUCCAGUCAUCGCUUCAAGUGGGGCUGGCGUACCUGCACACUUUUCAGAGGUCUUCAAGAAAACUACCACUGAUGCAGCAUUAGGAGCAGGAAUGUUCCACCGCGGUGAAUUUACCGUGACUCAAGUGAAAGAUCACCUUCGAACCGAGGGAUUCCUGGUUCGCCAAUUUGAAGUUGAGAUCUAA